Phalaenopsis equestris is the source of this 717-nucleotide messenger RNA. RefSeq lists its product as uncharacterized. Bases 1 to 717 code for a protein of 238 amino acids. The transcript has 2 exons. The record is from RefSeq and is a predicted model, not a curated record. NCBI's taxonomy places the organism in Eukaryota, Viridiplantae, Streptophyta, Magnoliopsida, Asparagales, Orchidaceae.
AUGGACCCAGAGGAAGUCCGACGUGGACGUCGAAAUGCAGCAAUAAAUAUACUGGUGCAUUACUAUAACACGCAUGUGGACCGUGAGCCCUGUUACACAUCAUCUCAGAUUGGAGACAAAUGGAUGGGAGAAAUGAUUUCAGGACAUCCAGCGAGAUUUCAAAACAUAUUCCGCAUGUCCCAGCGUGUUUUCAGUGAUCUGUUAUUAGAUCUGCGAACAUCUCAUGGACUUCACGGAUCUUCUAGGACAACAGACCGUGAAGUAUUGGGCAUAACACUUUACAUUUUAUCACAGAACGAGUCAAUGCGGGGAGCCAUGGAACGAUUCCAACACUCAUCUGAAACAAUAAGCGGGUAUUUCUCAGUGGGUUUGACUUCCCUCGUCAGUUUAGCGCAAGCUAUAAUAAAACCCGAAGAUCCAAUAUUUGUCAGAACGCCAGCACAGAUUCGCAACAAUGCCCGAUACAUGCCACAUUUCAAGGGUUGCAUUGGCGCAAUCGAUGGAACGCAUGUUCAUGCCAGGGUACCGGAAAAUGAGAAAGUUGCAUUUAUCGGCCGUUCCGAGAGCACAACUCAAAAUAUUAUGGCAGUUUGUGAUUUCAACAUGUGUUUCACAUUUGCAAUGGCUGGAUGGGAGGGCAGCGUAUAUGAUAGUAGAAUCUUCAAAAUUGCAACGAGAAAUCCGGAGUACAAUUUUCCUCACCCACCACAGGGUUAG